Messenger RNA from Neogale vison (American mink), 2928 nucleotides. RefSeq names its product sphingomyelin synthase 2 (gene SGMS2). The record is from RefSeq and is a predicted model, not a curated record. NCBI's taxonomy places the organism in Eukaryota, Metazoa, Chordata, Mammalia, Carnivora, Mustelidae. Bases 437 to 1534 code for a protein of 365 amino acids. Gene Ontology annotation, biological process: ceramide biosynthetic process; sphingomyelin biosynthetic process. The transcript has 6 exons. Gene Ontology annotation, molecular function: ceramide cholinephosphotransferase activity; sphingomyelin synthase activity. Gene Ontology annotation, cellular component: Golgi membrane; endoplasmic reticulum membrane.
CGGCGGCGGCGGGGGGACCCGGAGAGCGGCUUGCCUAGCGGGGCCGCGGCGCAGACGGCGAGACCCCGAGCAAACUUUCUAGCGGCUUCGGUCCGGGGGUGGCUGCGGCAGCGGGCUCCGUCUCCUGGCGGAUCGCCGCCCGGGAGCCGGUGCCUUCGGCAGGGAGCGUCGGGAGCCCCAGCCGAGAGCGGGUGGGAUAGUAACACCUCUGGGAGAAAGAAAAUUGGCUUCGUCUCUCGAAGGUGAUGAGUGGACUGCAGGCGGCUACAUGGAGGGAACAGUGAUCAGAUGGUUCCCUUCUAUGUUUUGUGCUAGGAAACAAAAUCAGUUAUAGGAAUCCAUGUUGAUCUCAGAAGUAGAAGGAUUUAGAAAAGUUAAGUUUGCACAAAAACCAAGAACUUUCCCAUCUCCUUUUUGAUCUGAAGACUGGGGGACAAUGGAUAUUAUAGAGACAGCAAAACUCGAAGAACAUAUGGAAAAUCAAACCAAUGAUCCCGCAAACACUUACACGAGACCUGCCGAGCCUGCCGAAGAGGAGAACAAAAAUGGCAACAGUAAACCUAAGAGCUUAUCCAAUGGGUUGCGAAAGGGCACCAAAAAGUACCCGGAUUAUAUCCAGAUUGCUAUGCCCACUGAAUCCAGGAACAAAUUCCCCCUGGAGUGGUGGAAAACGGGCAUUGCCUUCGUGUACGCCGUCUUCAACCUCGUCCUAACCACCGUCAUGAUCACGGUUGUACACGAAAGGGUACCUCCCAAGGAGCUCAGCCCCCCGCUACCAGACAAGUUUUUUGAUUACAUUGAUCGGGUAAAAUGGGCAUUUUCUGUAUCAGAAAUAAAUGGGAUUAUAUUAGUUGGAUUAUGGAUCACCCAGUGGCUGUUUCUGAGAUACAAGUCAAUUGUGGGACGCAGAUUCUUUUUUAUCGUUGGGACUUUAUACCUGUAUCGCUGUAUUACAAUGUAUGUCACCACUCUCCCUGUGCCCGGAAUGCAUUUCCAGUGUGCCCCAAAGCUCAAUGGAGACUCGCAGGCAAAAAUACAACGAAUUCUACGACUGAUUUCCGGUGGUGGGCUGUCCAUAACUGGAUCCCAUAUCUUGUGCGGAGACUUCCUCUUCAGCGGUCACACCGUUAUGCUGACACUUACUUACUUGUUCAUCAAAGAAUAUUCGCCUCGUCACUUCUGGUGGUAUCAUUUAAUCUGCUGGCUGCUGAGCGCCGCCGGGAUCAUCUGCAUCCUUGUAGCUCAUGAACACUAUACUGUUGACGUGAUCAUUGCUUAUUACAUUACAACACGGCUGUUUUGGUGGUACCAUUCAAUGGCCAAUGAAAAGAACUUGAAGGUCUCUUCACAGACUAAUUUCUUGUCCCGAGCCUGGUGGUUCCCCAUCUUUUAUUUUUUCGAGAAAAACGUACAAGGCUCAAUUCCUUGCUGCUUCUCCUGGCCGCUCUCCUGGCCCCCUGGCUGCUUUAAGUCUUCAUGCAAAAAGUAUUCCCGGGUUCAGAAGAUUGGCGAAGAUAAUGAGAAAUCUACCUGAGGAGCAAAAACAAAGGCAUCAGCUCUUAAACCAAAAGAGUUAACGCUGUAACCAAAGGUAUAGAUUUGGGUUUUUAUUUUAGAAGAACUGACUGGUAAAUGAAGAAGUGGACCAAAUUCCAUGUAAAUGAUUAGAGAGAUGAACGAAGUAUUACCCUUUGACUGUUUUUUUAUUCAUCCUGAGAAAGGCAUAUUCUCCUGCAGCUCUUCCUUCAUUGGUGACAAGCCCCCAAACUGGGGUUUUAUUAAUGAGCUUGUUAAAGAGGUGCCAAAGAACCUACUCUUCCUUCUCCUUAUACUUUAGCCACUAAAGCCCUCUACAGAAUUUUUUCAGGAUUCUUUUUUUUUUUUUUUUUUUUUUUGCCUCCAAGGUCAGAAGAAUUUCUUAAUGUUUUAAAUAAAAUGUCUGGAUACAUACAGCUACUGUGUAAAUAGAAUAACCUCAUGUUGAGAGUGGUUUUAGCAUUAGGCUUUUUAAGGAGGGGAAGAUUUGUCGGUUGUAAGUGAACCUGAGGUGAACUUCGUUUCCACCUUGUCCUGGGGAAGGUCAAGGUCAGGUCUGGGAAUGUGCACCUGCUGCUACCACCCACUGCACCAAGUAUCACUUUUACUUUUUUUGUAAACUGCUAAUUUUAUAAAAAGAAAGAAAAGUGAUCUAUUGUGGAAGAAUUUGACCCAUCUCACAGCUUUUAUGUGUGUGUAAAUAUUCUGCUUUAAAAUCUCUAUGACAGAUACACAGGAAACAGAGAGCUAUUUCUGUUAAAUGAGUGGUCUUUGUGCACACAUGUGUGUGCUCUCUGCCUGGUAAAUUUGCAUCCAUCCCCCUGCCCCAGGGCAGACAGCUGCUCCAACACAGGCUAAAAACAUGUGUGUAUGUGAACGGAAACUCAUGCCACUUGAGGGCCAAGCUGGCGUUUCUCUCCCAUCCAACCCUGUGUGAGAUGUUCUAGAUGUUCUAGAGCUGCUCACUGGAACUCAGAAAUGCAGUUGGUCACGUUUCACUGAAAACUCUUUCUUCUUAGGUACAUUGUACUUUCUGGAAAAACCAAGAUAGAGUCUAAAAGUGUCGUGUAUCCUUGCUUUUUAGCAAGAGACUCAGCUUCCUAUAAACUGGUCCUAAGGACAUAUGCCACAAUUGAGUAAUUUUACUUUGAACCUGAAAUUACACCACGGUGCUGUAUAUAAUCUACUGUUGGAAUCAGUCUGUUAGGGACACAGCGACCCAGUAAAGGGGGAUCUUCGUUUCUAAAGUUCUUUGAGGUGAUGCAAAAAGAAGAUGGGUUUUUAAAAAUUGAAUCAGAUUAAUGCUGUCACAGUUGGUUCAUUUCUUUUCUUUUCUUUUUUUAAGAUUUUAUUUAUUUAUUUGACAGGCAGACAGCAAGAGAGGGAACCCAA